AGUAGUGGGAUAACCCGCACAGAUGUCACCGUGACAGAAAAUGGGGUGUGCCAUUUUAGUAAGGAAGCCCAGGGAAAGUGGUUUUGGGGUGAUUAAUUAUUAAGACUGUACUUUGGGAUAGCUUAAGUUUAAGGUGGCAAUUUACCAAAUUUGACAGUAUAACAUAUAGGUGGAUAUAAUAUCUGGAGUAGAAAUUGGACAUCACUAUUACAAGGUACAAGUUAGAGAAAUUGUUAAGGGCAGAGGAUUAGAGGAGGUUGCCCAGGGAGUUGUUAAGAAAAGAAGGGGAGCCCAGGACCAAGCGUUGUCAACCACGGCAUCACAGGUGGCAGGAAGGUGUGGAGAACCACGCACAGUGUGGAAAGGGGCAGUCCAUGGCAUGGGAGGAGAAUCUGGAGAACGUGUGUCCUCGAGGCCAGUGGAGCCCGGGGUUUCAGGGUGCAGUUGCUUACGCUAAAUCAUUCUGAAACAAUGACCCAUACACGGACUCCCUUUUCGCUGAAACUAGGACACGUGCAAAACUCCAGAGUGCAAAACACAAGCCUUUAGAAACUGCACAUUGUCAAGUAGGGCUGCAUAUACCAGGAAGUGGGGUGGGGAUGCUAGGGUUUUUGAUCUAAGAAGGAGCCAGAAAGAGGUUUUCCAAUGAUGGUGGGCACAGCCUGGGUUGCAGAGCUUAAACCCUUUAGGCCAGCAGGGAGAGGUAGCCCAGUGUGGAGGAUUGGAGCUCUCUGUACCUGUUAUGGUUGUGAGAAGCCAAACAUGCUGGGUUUAAUUAGGAAUUAGCCGAAAGGGGUCUCUGGCUGGCAUGGAGAAGGAGAGAUGAUGCCUUUGAAAAACCCCACGGAUGCCCAGGGAAAGGUGAAAAAGCAAAGAAAUGUGGGAACAAAUCCUUGUUCCUAAGCAACAUCCCUGCUGAGAUGACAGAAGAAUGGCUCUGUACUGCAUCCUGAGGUGGCGGAUCCAGGAAGACCUUGUCGUCUUCAAAGCUGAGUGAUGAGAAAAGGCCCAGCACAAGUGACCUACAGUUAUUGUGAGAGAAAGCGGGAAAUGGAACAGGAACACAAAUGGCAGAUGAAGAGAAGUCCAGCUGAACACUAAGACUUGGGAAUAGAUGUCCAGACAGCAGGUGACCUGAUGGAGACUGGCCAGGAGUAUCAGAGCAGACUUUUGUGGCAAGUUGGAUUGGCCAAUUAUGAAACGUCAAUGAAGGAGAGAACCAGUUUGGGAAAAACACUUAAUUUGAGUGCAGCUGACGUUUCAAAACUGAUUAUAAAUAACGGAAGCUACUCAGGAGUGAAGCCAAAGUUGUGUAAUGUGUGUCAGAACACGUUUCUCCCUGGUGAGCCUGGUGGGAUGCGUGUUGGAGAGAAUGCCAAGGAAUGUCAUACAACUGGGAGCCCCCUCAGGUGUGCCGAGUGUCCUAGUUGUCAUCCGAGGAAUCAGACUUUGCAGCAGCCUCUUGAAUUUAGUGGGCAAGCGAAAGACUUCAACAAGGGGGCAACACUCUGUACCUAUAGGAGAGCUCACAUGGGAGAGACUGCCUAUAGGUAUAAUGAACACCGGGAAGCCUGUGGUAAGUCAGCUGUCACUGCCCAAGAGAGAACUCACAUAGGGGAGAAUCACUGUGGAUGUAACAAAUGGAGGAACACUUUUUGUGAGAAACCAACACAGUUGCAUCUUGGUCUAGCCGAUUUUGAGGAGCAACGCCAUAAACAUGAUCAAAGUGGGGGUAAUUUCAGCAAGACAUCACACCUCGCUCAGCUUUCGAGAACUCCGUUAGAAGAGAAAACUUUUGAAUGUGAUGUAUGUGCUAAAACUUUCUACAAGAGGUCUAAUCUCAGUAAACAUCGGAAAAUACACACAGGAGAGAAACCCUAUAAAUGUAGCGAGUGUGAGAAGACCUUCAUUAGUAAAACAGUUCUUACAGUACAUCGGAGAACUCAUACAGGGGAGAAGCCCUAUGCAUGUGUCGAAUGUGAGAAAUCUUUCUGCCAUAAGUCACACCUGACUGUUCAUCAGAGAAUCCACACAGGGGAAAAACCGUAUGAAUGUUAUGAAUGUGGGAAAUCCUUCCCUGUGAAAACAAAACUCACCGUACAUCUGAGAACACACACAGGGGAGAAGCCCUAUGAAUGUAAUGAAUGUAGAAAAACCUUUUAUGAGAAGUCAGCUCUCACUGCACAUCAGAGAACUCACACAGGUGAGAAACUCCACGAAUGUAAAGAAUGCAGGAAAGCUUUCUGUGGGAAGUCAGCUCUCACUGUACAUCAGAGAACUCACACAGGAGAGAAACCCUAUGAGUGCAAAGAAUGUUGGAAGAGUUUCUGUCGGAGGUCAGCCCUCGCUGUCCAUCAGAGAACUCACACAGGAGAGAAACCCUAUGGAUGCAAUGAAUGUGGAAAGGCCUUCUGUCAGAAAUCACACCUCGGCAAACAUCAGAGAACUCACACAGGGGAGAAGUCAUGUAUGGCAGAGACUGGCAGUGUAUUCUCCAAGACCCACUUUCUUUUUCUCUUAGCACAUAGUUAGUCCGCAUUUCUCAGCCUUCCUUUUCCAGGACCGUGUAUCUGAGCUCUGGUUGGUGGUAUGGAAACACAGUGGUGAACGUUAAUUUAGGCCUCUCCCACAGAAACUCUUCGGUGCGCACUUGGUUGCUCAUGCCUGUGAGUCCUAAAUACAGAUGUCAUCUAGGGUAGCCUUGGGAACACAUGGCAGAAGAUGGCAAUUGUGACUUUGGACAGAAGAUGUACCCCCCAAACUCCAUGUGUAACUGACACAAGUGAGAGACGUCUAUGCUGUUGAGCUGUCCCACGUCUGGUCUUGAAGCACUGCUGCACCACCACCCUGCCAUUGCUCAUUCGCUUUAUGAGCAAGAGCAUUCUGGGACAGGUUCCGGCUUUGGUACAUCAGAAAAUUCACACAGUGGAGAAGCCUGUGUUGUGUUCUUUCAUCCCCUAGUUUGUUUAUGAAAACAAGUGAAAUCAUUGGAGAAACAAAGAAUCAACAUAUUUGAGUAUGUUUUUAUCUGUCAGAGGCAUCAUGAACACUGAGAACUAAGGAUAGUACAGCCUUGAAGUGUCUUUAAUGUGUCAAGAGUUUCAAUAAAACUUUUUUAUGUAUGAGAGAAUUUGUAAUGAAGGGAAGAUAAUCAAUUUAGGUAAUAUGGAUGAAAAAUUUCAAAGAAAUAUUAAAUACAGUAUUGAGGUAUUAAAAAAGAGUUGACUACA
Prionailurus viverrinus (fishing cat) is the source of this 3230-nucleotide messenger RNA. RefSeq names its product zinc finger protein 501-like. Gene Ontology annotation, molecular function: RNA polymerase II transcription regulatory region sequence-specific DNA binding; DNA-binding transcription repressor activity, RNA polymerase II-specific. Gene Ontology annotation, cellular component: nucleus. The coding region runs from base 1138 to 2532 and encodes 464 amino acids. Gene Ontology annotation, biological process: negative regulation of transcription by RNA polymerase II. The transcript has 2 exons. Lineage: Eukaryota; Metazoa; Chordata; Mammalia; Carnivora; Felidae. The record is from RefSeq and is a predicted model, not a curated record.